AUGGGCGGCGUACCCUCAGUCCCGACGGACCCCAGCCGGACCAUCCAGGUCAUCGGCGCAGGGUACUCCCGCACCGGAACGGUGUCGAUGCAGAUGGCCCUGGAGAAGCUCCUGGACGGGCCCGUGAUGCACGGCGGCACGGCGCUGCUCGGCCGCGAAGACGCGUACUGCAAGAAGUGGCUGGAGGUGUACGAGGCGCACGCCGCGGGGGACAGGCCCAGGAAGCUCAAGGCGCUGCGCGAGGCGACGCGGGGCUUCGUCGGCAUCUGCGACCUGCCGGGCAACAACUUCAUCGAGGAGCUCGUCGAGCUGUACCCGGACGCCAAGGUCGUCGCCGUGCACCGCGACGCCGACAGGUGGUGGAAGAGCAUCGAGCUCAUCAUCAAGAACACGACGCCCAGGUGGCUCAAGUACUACCUCGCGCCCGUGCCCGGCUGGCGCCACUUCCCCAAGAUGGUCGAGUGGUUCACGUACAGAGGUGAAGAGAUCCUGACGACGGAAGUAGAGGGCGUAACAGAUCCGCAGAGUAGGUCUCCCGGCCCGGAUAUCCUUCCCGCAGAUAUCGGGAAGGACCUGUUGGCCGUCCACAACAGGUGGGUCGCCAGCUUCGUGCCGCCAGAGAAGUUCCUCCUCAUGGAGCUCAAGGACGGGUGGGAGCCGCUGUGCGAGUUCCUGGACAAGCCGGUGCCGGACGAGCCCUUCCCCAGGGCCAACGACGCCGCGGCGGUCGAGCAGACGGCCAAGGACAUCAUGACCAAGACGGCGCUGGUCUGGCUGGGCAUCUUUGCGACGACGGGCGCGGCGGGAUAUGCUGCAUUCAAGCUGUGGGAGGCGUAUUUGUGA
Messenger RNA from Thyridium curvatum, 843 nucleotides. RefSeq lists its product as uncharacterized. The transcript is spliced from 4 exons. The record is from RefSeq and is a predicted model, not a curated record. Lineage: Eukaryota; Fungi; Ascomycota; Sordariomycetes; Thyridiales; Thyridiaceae. Bases 1 to 843 code for a protein of 280 amino acids.